Molecule: messenger RNA, 4632 nt
Organism: Marmota monax (woodchuck)
Lineage: Eukaryota; Metazoa; Chordata; Mammalia; Rodentia; Sciuridae
Gene: Prrc1
Product: proline rich coiled-coil 1
Exons: 9
Coding region: 160-1497 (445 amino acids)
Biological process (GO): activation of protein kinase A activity
Cellular component (GO): cytoplasm
Molecular function (GO): protein kinase A regulatory subunit binding
Source: RefSeq, a predicted model, not a curated record
GGGCCAUCUUGGAGGCGGGGACGCGCAGAGGUGAGCUUUGGAGUGCAUCUUCCUUGUGUUCUCCAGCCAUAGUUCUACACCGUGACCUCCCUAUUCCCCACUUUGCGCCUGUCACACACGCGCUCGCUCGGGACCCCAGCAUACCAUUGUUGAAGAAAAAUGAUGGAAGAAAGUGGAAUAGAGACAACACCACCUGGGACUCCUCCACCGAAUCCUGCAGGGCUGGCUGCUGCCACCAUGUCUUCUACCCCUGUUCCUAUAGCUGCAUCCAGUUCUUUUUCUUCUCCUAAUGUGUCUAUGGUGGACUCCUUGCCACCACAAGUCUAUCCUACUCCUUCACCAGCCCAUCCUCCAGUGCAGCCUACAGCACCACUACCUUUUGUGCCUCCUGUACCAGCUCCUUCGGUUCCACCACUUGGUACUUCUGGGCCACCUGCUGUUUCUCCAUCAACUGCUGCUGCCUUCACCAGUCCUCCUUUAUCCCACUUUCCACCUUCAACUUCUGCCCCGAGUGCUCUCUUACCUGCACCCACUUCCGGUCCUCCUAUAUCAGGAUUUUCUGUUGGUACAACUUAUGAUAUUACAAGGGGACAUGCAGGAAGAGCUCCCCAGACACCUCUGAUGCCCUCAUUUUCUGCACCUCCAGUAACAGGUAUUUUGCCAACUCCUAUUACUCAGCAAGCUAGUCUGACAUCUCUGGCACCGGGAACUGGAACCACAUCAGCCAUCACUUUCCCAGAGGAACAAGAAGAUCCUAGGAUUAAUAGAGGUCAGGAUGAAGCAUCUGCUGGUGGAAUCUGGGGUUUUAUUAAGGGUGUGGCUGGAAAUCCUAUGGUGAAGUCUGUGCUUGAUAAGACAAAACAUUCAGUAGAAAGCAUGAUUACAACGCUGGACCCUGGCAUGGCUCCAUAUAUUAAAUCUGGAGGUGAGCUGGAUAUUGUGGUGACUUCAAAUAAAGAAGUAAAAGUGGCUGCUGUCCGAGAUGCCUUUCAGGAAGUCUUUGGCUUAGCUGUGGUUAUAGGGGAAGCUGGACAAUCUAAUAUUGCCCCACAACCAGUGGGCUAUGCAGCUGGAUUAAAAGGUGCCCAGGAACGUAUAGACAGUUUGCGACGAACUGGAGUGAUCCAUGAAAAGCAGACUGCUGUGUCUAUAGAACACUUCAUUGCAGAAUUGCUGCCUGACAAGUGGUUUGACAUUGGUUGUUUGAUAGUUGAAGACCCUGUCCAUGGCAUUCACCUAGAAGCUUUCACGCAAGCCACACCGGUGCCUUUGGAAUUUGUACAACAGGCUCAAAGCCUAACUCCCCAGGACUAUAAUCUGAGGUGGUCAGGCCUUUUGGUGACAGUGGGCGAAGUUCUGGAAAAGAGUUUACUGAAUGUCAGCCGGACUGAUUGGCACAUGGCUUUUACUGGCAUGUCUCGUCGACAGAUGAUCUACAGUGCUGCCAAAGCAAUUGCAGGCAUGUAUAAACAGCGCCUGCCCCUUAGGACCAUGUGAGGGAAGACCUGUCUAGGAUACUGAGACUUUCUUCACUUUUAGCUUGAUGUCGUUAUACCUUCUUGAAUAGUUUCAAUGAAUUUAACAGUUUUGUAAUUUUCCUGUAGGCUGUAAUUUUUUUUUCUAGAGAGGCAUGUUAUCAUUCCAAUAGAAGAAAAGAAAUAGAUCCUUUUUAUAAUCAUAUAAUUAUGCAUAUAGUUCUCAGAAAAAAAUAUACAAAUAUAUUUAUAGCACAGUUUAAUAUACCAAAUUCAUAUAGUGGAAAUUCAUGUGCAAAGACAUUUAAUUUAAAGAUGUGUACUUGAUUGUUUUGUUUUUAAAGAAGACAUAGUUAAUUAAGGAACAUGUCUAUUGAAUAUUCUUUAAAAACAUUGUUCUUUUUGUUUUUUUGUAUGUGCACAUGGCCUCAGGUCUGAUGGAGAGCAGCUUGCUCAACAAUUUACCUUAGGACACCUACUUGUAUUUAGAGAGAUGUCACACAUUUUUAUGCAUGUUUUAUACAAAGUGAGCCAAAUACAGAAUUGAUCAUUUCUGUCUAGUCAUCAUGUACACAUACAAUCUGGAAAGUCAUCCUUGUUUCCUUUUUUUUAAAAAACUAAGUUUUGGCAUUUUAUAGAUUUAUACUAUGAACAUUGGGUAAUACAUUUUAUUUUUUCAUUGCUAUAUGACAACUAAAGGGCGAAUAAUUUGAGUAUAUUUUAGAUCAGAGUAUUCAUAUUAUUUUUGUAUAAUACUUUUCAGUACUUCCAAGAAUAAAUUCUGACAGUGGCCAUUUUAUGUGCUUCCACCCAUUCUCCAAACUUUUACAAAAGACAUUUUUGAGAGGUGAUUACUUUAUUGCCUAUGAGAGGGUAUGCCUCAGAUUUUAAGUAUGGUUGCUUCUUCUUUCAUUUGCCUUAAGCACAACUUUUCUAACUGCCAUUCUGCCUUUAUUUUUUAUGGAAAUUUUCAAAUAAACUAUUUUAUAUUCAAUCUGGUUUAUUUAGUUCGUUAUGUUUGUAUUUAAUGAAAGCUUUUCCCCCCUCAAGUAAUAUAUUUUACAGUUGGGAUUUAUAUAAAUAAAAAUUAAGUAAAUGUUUUUUCUUGUAUAGUUGAACUCUAUGCAACUUCAAAUAACUUUGAUAAUAGUUUCACAUAUAAACGUAAUUUUAUUUACUCUUCUAUACUGUUAUUUUGAUGUAAAAGAAUUAGCACAAUCUGGCAGUUUUAUAAAGGGUGAUGAAGGUUGUAUCCUGCACUGUCUUCAUAUGUAAGGUUUGCUUUGUGUUAAUGUUAUUUAAAGUAAUUAUUUCAUUUUCCCCCCUUUUUUUACUUGAGAGUGAGAAGAAUUAAGUAUUCAUUUUGAAACUAUAAUGUAUGUUCAUUUCUGAGCACCAUAAAGUGAAAUUCCAACUUUUAUAUCAUUCAGAGUAAUGAGAAACAGAAACAAGACAUAACAAGUUGCUGUGGUGCACUUUUGUUUGGGGUAAUAGGAUCAAAAUACAUUUUUCCCUCUUUGUGAGUGAAAAGAGAAGCCUUUUAUACUAUUUUCCUCGCUCCUUUAAGUCCAUCCUUCUCUAACAGUAUUUUAUCAGGGCUUUGGCCCCAUGACACAAACAGUCUACUGUAGACUGAAGACAAGUAUGCCCAAACUUAAAAUAUUUCUGCUACUUUCCCUCCUACUAUAGGGAAAUUUUAUAGAGCCUAAAAAUCUGAGUUUUUCUUUCCAUUUUUGUUUUCCCAAGUCUAAAACAUCUUAUUUGAUAUCAUUGAGGAUUGUUCUGAUAGAAUCACAAACAUUGCCAUUUCCUGGAAUCCUCAAAUUUCUGGAGCAGAGCUGCUCCAUGGCUAGGUUGGAGCUUGAUAGUGUUCCUGUACCUAGUUAUUGGUGAGCCUUCUGCUGCUUUCUGAACAGUAGGAGUGGGAGAGGUGGAGGAGAGAAGGGCAGAUAGAAGAGAGAAGUACAUGCUUUCGUCUGGCCUCCGUGUCCUUGGCCCAGUUCUCUGAAAGGCAAUAGAGCAUGGCUGACUCCACAUUCUCAGCUUUCCCAACCUCCUGGAAUUUCCCUUUUACAUUAUGAUCAAGGAAAGUAACUUGCUCUCUCCUGGCAGCUUAGCCAGACAGUCUUGCUGUGAUCAUCAAUCUUAAGGCCAGAGCCUCCAUCUCCUCUGUGCCUUUUCUUCUUGUCCAUUUCCUUAAUAACUCCACAAGAACAUUUUGGGAAGUUGUGAGUAGAUAGCUAUUUGCUUUUUUUCUUUCCCAAGCUUUUAGGAAAAACCUGUCUUUAACACAGUUUGUUAUCAUUAUUGUGGUAGCUUGAAAUUUUUUUUCUUCUGAAGAACCCCAGAUUAUUGAGUUUCAUGUUUUAUGUAUUUUAAUCCAAGUUGUUGAAUUCUAUAAGCUUGUACACUUAUUUAAAUUGGUGCGAGAAAAAUAGGAAAAAUGCUGAAGAUUAAUUUAACAUCAACCUCAGAUUAUUGCUCAGUUCCAGGUUUCUCCUUGUAUUUUUUUUUUUAUUGUAUUGGAUUUUUUUUCUUGUUUGUUUCUUGUUGUACUAGGGGGUAGAAUCCAGUACCUCAAGAACACUAUGGGAGCCCUCUACCACUGGGCUGUAACCCCACGCCCCUAUUGAGUUUUUGAGACACCCAUGGACCUGGCUAUGCCAUGUACUUCUUAAGUUGGAAAGGCCUUGGGUGAUGCUGGUAGUUUCAUCUUCUGAUUCUUUGUUAUUAUUGCUUUUUCAUUCUUUGUUCCUCAGUCUUUUGAGGAUUAAUGAAGUAGAAAAUUAGGAUGUAAAAAGGCAAAAAGAUAGUAUGGUAGUAAGUGUGAGUACAUUUAAGAGUAUAAAUGAAACUGUAUAAUGUAUAUCUAUUCGAAUUAUGCAAUUAGCAAUUACUCAGGGUCGACUAAAUUAACAUGCUGUUGAAUUUAUUCUGUUCCUUGGCUGGAAAAAAAAUUCAAAAUAGGACUUUGUGACUUAUGAAGCCAAAUUGAUAACAUUCUAUGUUUAAAAGUUGUUGGGUUAAACAUAAAUUAUGUGGAUUUUUACUUCUGGGACAUGGUGUUCUUUUUGUGAUAUUAUGCAGAAUCAUGUGUUAGAUAAAAUCAGUUUUGUAAGUAUGUACAUAUUACAUAAAUAAAUACUUAUUUCUCAAA